UAUUUAGGUGAGAAGUCUGAUUCUUCUUCUUAUUCUCUUCUUCUAUUCUUCUUUCUUCUUUCCUAAUUGUCCUUCAUCAGCUAUUUUGAAUGAGAUCUUGGAUUAUGACAAAUAAUAGAAGAUACUAUUUUUUGAGGCUGACUAUGGAUCGAUUAUAGUACUUAUGACUAUUUGUCUUAUUGAAUGAGAUUCUAAAUUGUUAUACAGGCACUGAUACUUCUCGUCCUUCCUAAGUUCCUUUCCCACCCUCUAACCUCGUAUCAUACACGGUUAGCCCUCUAGCCAUAAACCCACGCUUGUUAGGAAGCAACAAUGCCGUCAAAGCGUAGGAAGAAACAAUUCCGUCAGAGCAAAGACAAGGAAAUCCUAGACGCCUCCCACUUGUUCUUCUAAAAUAGUAAUAUAAGUCGAACUAUUGACAAGUCCAAACAUUGUUUUCCCUGCCAUUCUUCCAUAAUUUAAAAAUUUGCAAGCCGUUUGUGUCGCCAUGGUCCCCCGGCUUUGUUUCUUCCUCCCACCUCCUUCCUUGAAUCCAUGACUAUUAUUUUGACAUAUAAUAUGCAUCGUAUGUCACGAUCCUAGAAGCAGUAUAGCCUCUAAGUAUCCCCCAACCACCCCCUAGUACCUCUCUCACCUCUCAGCUCUUAAACCCUGCCUUCAAGACUCGUAGUCUUAGAGGAAGAAGCGAGGAAGAGGGAUAUGGAGGUCCGGGGGAAGAGGGGGACGGAAGUGGGGAGAUGGGUGGGAUUUGUGACGGCGGUUUGGGUGCAGUGCAUCUCCGGGAACAAUUACACUUUCUCCAAUUACUCCGGAGCGCUGAAGUCGCUGAUGGGGCUCACCCAGCUGGAGCUCAACAAUCUCUCGCUGGCGAAGGACGUCGGCAAGGCCUUCGGCCUCCUUGCCGGUCUCGCCUCCGACCGCCUCUCCACCCCCCUCAUCCUCCUCAUCGGCUCCCUCGAAGGCCUCAUCGGCUACGGCGCCCAGUGGCUCGUCGUCCGCCGGUCUAUCCCCCCUCUCCCCUACUGGCAGAUGGGUCUGCUACUGUGCCUGGGCGGUAACAGUACGACGUGGAUGAACACGGCGGUUCUGGUCAUCUGCAUGAGAAAUUUCCGGCGGAGUCAAGGGCCGGUGUCGGGGAUCUUGAAGGGCUACGUGGGUCUGAGCACCGCCAUCUUCACCGAGCUCUUCUCCGCCCUCUUCGGCAACGACCCGGCUGCCUUCCUCCUCAUGCUCGCCGUCGUCCCCGCCACCGUCUGCAUCGCCGCCAUGUUCUUCCUCCGCGAGUCCCCCGCCGGCGCCGCAGCGGCGGAGGACGAGACCGCGACCAAGUACUUCGGGGCGAUCAACGCGAUGGCGGUGGUCAUCGCGGUCUGCCUCCUCGCCUACGACCUCACCGGCGACCACGGCGCCGCAGUGUCCCGCGCCUUCGUGGCCGUCCUACUCGUCCUUCUCGCUGCCCCGGCGGCAGUCCCGAUGCACGCAGCCUUCAAGGCCAGAUCCAAGAGUCCGGACGUGGAGAGUGAAAUCAAACAACCUCUCCUGGUCGAGGAGGUGAAGGUAGAACCGGCGGCGGUGGCGCCGCCAGACGUGGCGGAGGAGAAGGGGGAGGGGAAGAGGGGGCCGGCGAUCGGGGAGGAUCACACGAUAUGGGAGGCGGCGAAGACGGUGGAUUUUUGGAUUCUUUUCCUUUCGUUUUUGUGCGGGGUGGGGACGGGACUAACGGUGAUGAAUAAUAUGGGGCAGAUGGGUUUGGCGAUGGGGUACAGGGAUGUCUCAAUAUUCGUGUCGAUGAUCAGCAUCUGGGGCUUCUUCGGCCGGAUCGGAUCCGGGUCCAUCUCCGAGUACUUCCUCAAGAAAACUGCAACGCCAAGACCUCUAUGGAACGCAGCCUCGCAGGUUCUAAUGGCAGCUGGUUACGUGGUCAUGGCCUUGGCCUUGCCGGGAUUCCUCUACAUUGGCUCCAUUGUGGUCGGGAUAUGCUACGGCGUCCGCAUCGCCAUCACAGUCCCUACUGCCUCUGAGCUCUUUGGCCUCAAGUAUUAUGGCCUCAUCUACAACAUGCUCAUCUUAAACCUUCCCCUCGGCUCCUUCCUCUUCUCUGGCCUCCUCGCUGGGCUUCUCUACGACUCCCAGGCAACCAACACGGCUGGAGGUGGCAACAUGUGUGUCGGUGCCCAUUGUUACAGGCUUGUGUUUCUGAUCAUGGCCUUUGCAUGCCUCAUUGGGUUUGGAUUGGAUGUGUUAUUGGCAUUCCGAACAAGGAAGGUAUACUUGGAGAUUCACGACGGCAAGAAAUCGAGGAAGACAGGCAGCUGGGCGACGACCAGUAAGAGCUGACUUAGGUCCUGUUUGGAGGAGCUGUUAGCAGUAGAGCUUUUGGAAGUAGAGCUAUUAGAAAGUAG
Molecule: messenger RNA, 2402 nt
Organism: Phoenix dactylifera (date palm)
Lineage: Eukaryota; Viridiplantae; Streptophyta; Magnoliopsida; Arecales; Arecaceae
Source: RefSeq, a predicted model, not a curated record